AUGGCCAACGCGUCGCAGUGCCUGGAGGAGGGCUCGGGGCGCUGGCCGCCGCCGGCCGGGCCGUACAGCGAGGCGCAGCGGCUGGCGCUGGAGGAGCUGGUGGCGGGCGGCCCCGAGGCGCUGCGCGCUUUCCUGCGGCGGGAGCAGCUGCCGCCCUUCCUGUCGGAGCCCGAGGUGCAGGACAUCGCUCGGGCCGCGCUGCCGCCCGCCGCGGGCCCGGAGCCGGCGGCCGAGCCGGCGGCCGGAGCCUCGCUGGACGCCUCGUCGCUCACCUACUUCCCCGAGCGCUCGGAGCUGGAGCCGCCCGCGCUGGAGCUGGGCUGGCCGGGCUUCGCCAGCGGCGCCUUCCGCGGGCUCACGCGGGUGGAGGCGCAUUUCCAGCCCGGCUGCGGGGACAGCAUCUACGGCUGCAAGGAGGCGGUGCGGCGCCAGAUCCGCUCCGCCCGGCAGAUGAUUGCCCUGGUUAUGGAUUCCUUCACAGACACUGAUAUCUUCACAGACAUCUUGGAAGCCUGUAGCCAACGGCAAGUUAAAGUGUAUAUCCUUCUAGAUCAGUCUUCAUUUUCCCACUUUCUAAAAAUGUGCAAGGAUCUGGGAGUUGACCUUGAGCAGGAAAAGUUGAUGAGGGUUCGGAUUAUCACGGGGAGCACGUACUGCACCAGGUCAGGCACCAAAAUCAUUGGAAAAGUCCGUGAAAAGUUCAUGUUGAUUGAUGGCAUUAGAGUGACCACAGGCUCCUACAGUUUUACGUGGACAGAUGGGAAGCUGAACAGCAGUAACAUUUUGAUCCUGUCAGGCCCAGCAGUUGCACACUUUGACCUGGAAUUUCGGAUUCUUCAUUCAAGGUCAAAGCCUAUCAACCUCCAAGAGUUUUCCAGCUGCAAGAAGAACAGGGUGUGGGACCAGCUGUUCAGGAUAACAGUGGCUUCCAGAGACAUGACCAGGGAACACUUGCUGAGAAUGGAAUUUUUGUAUCUGAGAGCAUUUGUAGGAGAGCUGAAGAGGAAGAGGAGCUGGCUGCACGCCUCCAGGGAGGCAGUGUACAGCCCAAAUAACACACUGCACACCUCUCCCCCGCUGACUAAGAGGAAUGGCUCCCUGGUUAUGAGGCCACACUGGAUCAUAGAGAGAUGAACUGCAUGUCCAUGCAGAGCAAGCAGCACCACCUCAGGAACCACGUCUGUCCAUCCCUGCCCAGCACUGUCCUGCAGUGUGUUUGUGAGGGCAGCUGGGAAAGAAACCUCAGACUGACAGAAAGUGAAACUGGAAUUGUGGCUUUGUUUGAAGAAUAUUAUACAGCCAUUAUUGACUUCUACUAUUCUGUUAAAUUUUCAUUUCUCAACCUGUUCGUGCAUGUUUUAAGCUGAUGGGUUGGCAGUGUCAUAGCUCAGUAGCUCAACCCUUUUUUGUUUUUUGUUAAGAAAUCUAGGUAUUGAAAUUCAUAUUGCUUGAAAGUCAGUUCCAAGAUGAAAGCAGGCUCUGAAAUCAGCCUUGGUCUUGUAGAAACUCUCCACCAACUGGUUCAUGAUACAAACCAGGAGUAAUCCUAAUCUAGAAGCCAGUAGGUCUGUACCACACUAUUACUUGUCAAAUGUUACAUUUUCUUCAUACAAAGCUAUGCUGGCAGGCAAAAUGAGCUAAUGUGUCAGCAAACAAGGCUUUAGUGUGACUGAAUUUCAAAUGGCCUUUGUAUUAGACCGGUUGGAUUGCUGGGCAUCAUGCAAUAAAUGUGUGAGGGAUAAUAUUCUAAAGGACCCCCCAUGUUUGUAGGAGAGCCAAAUGAGAACAACUCCUUGGCAUUAUCAGACAGACUUUUUGUUAUCUUUGUGGCUGCUGCUGCUGCCUGGUUUAGUGGAAAAAGCUGAGUAGAUCUGAAAUCUGUGAAGCUGCUGCCUCUUCACAGAAGUCCUUAUUUCACCAGAAAUGCAAAGACACAGAAGUCAGUGUCAGAACCAUUUUUAAGGUGUCUUGGAAGCUCAAUUUUUUAUUAUUAUUUUUUAAUCCAUUCAUUUCUGGAGGGAAAAAAUCACCCUCAAAUGAAUAAGCUAUCCUCCCAAACAGCUGCACAUUGAGGCACUGAAGUUCCAGCAGCCUGCCAGUGCAGAUACUCAUUAGCCAAAACAAUGUUUAUCAUUUCUCAAUUGUUCUUGUGGCUCUUCUACUGCAAAAUACUCAGAUAUGUGCUUGUGUGAGUGUCUUGUGGGUUCUGGGCUUCAGAGGGGAAGGUUAAAACCUGGCAGAGGAAUUUCAGCUAAACAGCAGCAAGGUGACAUUAAACGGGACAGAUGGAGCUUACAAAAAUGUACAUUGCAAAAAUGUACAUUGCAGAAAUGUACUGAUUAGUAUGCAGCUAAUCUGGGCCCUCUUUCUUCUGCUCUGACAAUCAUGGAAAUGUAAUCAUUCAGGCUCUCCUAAUCUGUAAAUAUUCAAUAGCUCAUAGCUUUGUACUAUUAACUUCCAUCCAGAUGUAAAGAAACUUGAAAUAUGUAUUUUUAUUCUUAGCUAUAUUUUCCAUAAAGGCAAACCCCAUACAAUGUUGAACUCUAUGCAAAAUACUCUUUGUGCAGUCUUAUUUUCAUAAUAAUUAUCUGUAUAUAUUUUCUCAAGCAUAACUUCUCCACUUUGUUAUUCAUCUCAUUACUUUAAUAGGCAGCUCUUUCCACGUGGGAUUUUUUCUCAACG
Melospiza georgiana is the source of this 2682-nucleotide messenger RNA. RefSeq names its product protein FAM83D-B-like. The record is from RefSeq and is a predicted model, not a curated record. Gene Ontology annotation, cellular component: mitotic spindle pole; cytosol. The transcript has 4 exons. Gene Ontology annotation, biological process: regulation of TOR signaling; positive regulation of cell cycle G1/S phase transition; regulation of ERK1 and ERK2 cascade. Bases 1 to 1134 code for a protein of 377 amino acids. Lineage: Eukaryota; Metazoa; Chordata; Aves; Passeriformes; Passerellidae.